Messenger RNA from Letharia lupina, 921 nucleotides. RefSeq lists its product as uncharacterized. The coding region runs from base 1 to 921 and encodes 306 amino acids. Lineage: Eukaryota; Fungi; Ascomycota; Lecanoromycetes; Lecanorales; Parmeliaceae. The transcript is spliced from 4 exons. The record is from RefSeq and is a predicted model, not a curated record.
AUGCCCCGAAAUAUCUCGAACAUCUUCAAGCAUGUCUGGCUGUGUAUGGUGUUCGUGGGCCCCACUUUCACCUUCAUCAAGCUCUCUCUUCUUUUCUUCUACCGCCGCCUGUUUUUGGUCAACCAGAAAUGGCUGCGCGUCGCCUGGUGGGCCAACAUGGUCUAUGUCAUCCUGUGGUUCUUUGGGGCAACAGGAUUUUACAUCUUUCAGUGCUGGCCGGUUCAAUGGUAUUGGACACGGUACUAUCAAAGAUACCAUGUUGGACCACCAAUCGCAAUGAAGGGCCAGUGCAAAGCUACCACGGUUGCACAUGUUGCCAUGCCUCUGAUAUUUAGCCUCAUCUCGGACGUUGCCCUCUUGUUACUACCCCUCACAGCCAUCUCGAAGCUUCAAAUAUCAUUGAAAAAGAAGCUCGGUCUUGCUUCCAUAUUCUCAGUCGGAGCACUUGCUUGCCUUCUAGAACUUGCCCGAAUCGUGGAAUUGGAGGUUGACACCGACGACCAGAGUGACCCCAGUUACGGUGUGGUGGUAUUUCUCAUCCUCUCGGUAGCUGAAGAAGUGUGCGCCAUUAUAUGCGGGAGUCUGCCUGUGGUGAUCCCGCAGCUCUUUCGAGAAUACAAGAGCUCGAGGGAACGAUCUUCGCAGAAGAAGGACCGCAGCUACUCUAUGGAUCUUGGAGCUAUAACUCAGUCACGAAGCAUGGUCAGAGGAUUCGAAAAGCUUGGUGAAGGGUCGGGCGAUCGGGCAUACGAGAGUCGCAAUCUGGCCGGCGAGCGAAUCGACUGGGCUUGCGGCUCGAUUCCAGCGAAUACCGUGGUCGCCGAGACCCUUCCUCAUACUGAGGAUCCCGGUGACGCUCAAAUUGUUGUCCAGAGGAAUUAUGAAGUGACUGUAGGAGGCUCAGUCCCGCAGGUCGUGUAA